AUGAAAACUUUACUUGAAUCUACUAAUAUACAAAUUCUUCCUCAACAUCGCUUAAAAGUUCCAAAAACAAGUCUGAUUCCAGCUAUUUUCUUCUAUAAUGGAAGUUUUACACCAAUUCAUGCAGGUCAUCUGAAUGUCCUGGAAGAUGCAAAACGUUAUAUUGAUAAUCUCGGAACGCAUGAAUUUCUAGCUGCAUAUAUAUCUCCAUCACAUUCUGGAUAUAUUGCAAAGAAAUUAAAAGCAGAUGAGUUGAUUGGAGCUGGACAUCGUCUAUCAAUGAUUUAUCUUGCAAUUGAGAAUAUCGAUUGGGUUAUGAUAGAUUUAUUUGAAAUAUUUCAACCAUGCAAAACUAAAUUAAGUAUUACAAUGGAAGCAUUUCUUUCACGUGUUCAUUCACAACUUCCUCAUGGAAAAAGCAUUGAUGUAUUUUGGUUAAAAGGAGAAGAUGCACUUUUUCAUACUAGAUCACCUGACAAUUUGAUUCAAUUGGGAUUUCAUACAGUAUAUGUUCUCAAUCGAGGAUGUAAUGAGGACAUAAUUAAUAAUAAUGAUGAACUUAAAUCUAUUGAAGAUUAUUAUGAAAAGCGUUGGCGAGAAAUACGAGCUGCAUCAUCUUUUCCAGAAAAGUUUCAUAUUGUCCAAUCAACGCAUAUGAAUCUUUCCUCGAGUACUAUUCGAGCCUGUGCACGAAAUCCUUCUGUAACACGUGAAAAACUUCAGUUGUGCAUCCAGCUUGACAACAUCACUACAUAUAUCAUACAACAUCAACUAUGGAGCACACGUGUAAAUACAAUGCCAGCACUUUCUGUCUUUCCUAAUGAAAUUACCGAUCUAACACUUGAACUUCUUUCAACCAUGCUCUCUGCAUAUUCAAGCUCAUCAGUAAAAGUAAACUCCUUUAUGUUUGAACAAAUCGGCGUUGGAAAAGGUUGGAAUGGAUCUAUAUAUCGUCUUUAUGAUAUCCAAUAUUCAUCUGAUAGUACGGAUUAUCUUCCGCCAAGUAUGGUAUUAAAACUAUCAACUGGCAUUUGGCUACAGCGUGUUGCCUCUAUCGAACCAGAAUUUUAUUUAAAACUUGGGCCACGCAUCUCUAAUAUUGAAAUACCCAAAUGUUAUUAUGUUGCUCGUCACCCUCAUUCUUCAAACGAGAGUUUGCUGCUUCUUGAAGAUCUUUCUAUGAAUUGUGAUCCAUUAGAUUCAAAAGGGUCGCUGAAAGAUUCAACAUUGUUUUUUCUUAUUGCUUCAAUCGCAUCUUUGCACGCCGAGUUUUUCAAUCAUCCACUAUUGCGGCAAGAAAUGUUCGCAUGGCUACCUUCAGUAAAUUCAACAUUGACACACUAUCAUACUGAAUAUGUAUUAAAGAUGACUGACAAAGAAUUCACACAAUUAUUAGAAUCGAGAGUAUCACCCAAAGCAUAUACUUAUGCUAAAGCACUUGUUACACAUAUUCCACAUUUAUUUCAAACACUCACUGACGAACAUUAUACUUUAUCGCAUGGUGACUUUUGGAUUAAUAAUCUAUUCAUCCGACGUAGUCAAUCACAUCGAUUAGUAUUAUUUGAUUGGCAGACUUGCUGUCGUGCAAAUGGAUUAAUUGAUAUCGUGUUUUUCUUACGCUUACUUGACACUGAUCGAGCUCGUUCACUUGAAUCACAAGUUCUCCAAUUGUAUCAUCAAACGCUGGUUAAUAAGGAUUUAUCUCCUUAUAAAUAUAUUAAUAGUUAA
Molecule: messenger RNA, 1725 nt
Organism: Rotaria sp. Silwood1
Lineage: Eukaryota; Metazoa; Rotifera; Eurotatoria; Philodinida; Philodinidae
Source: the annotation of a GenBank genome assembly